Molecule: messenger RNA, 3307 nt
Organism: Gadus chalcogrammus (walleye pollock)
Lineage: Eukaryota; Metazoa; Chordata; Actinopteri; Gadiformes; Gadidae
Product: trichohyalin-like
Exons: 9
Coding region: 1-3180 (1059 amino acids)
Source: RefSeq, a predicted model, not a curated record
AUGGAUCGUUUUCUCCUGGUCAUGGUCGCUGUCGCCUCCAUCGUCUCAGUUCCAGGGGUUCGACAAGAACCAACAAACAGCCACACGGGGGAAGGAGCUGUACCCCAAGACGAGCUGUCCCCAGCAGCACAACCAGAGGCCCCUGAAACCAAACAAGAAAACGUGAAAGACAUCGAGGCAUUCUUAAAGUCUGUGGAGGAAAAAAGAGAGACCCCGGAAGACUAUGAACGCAGUCAAGAGUCCUGGGAUUUAGGCAAUGGAAUUGAGAAGAGGAAAUGGAAACCCGGGAGGUAUCACCAAAGAAGAGGGAAACACAACGUAAGGGAGAAAAGGAAAUGGAGACCUGGCAGAUUCCACCAAAGACGGCACAAACGUGAUGAGGAACUUUCUGAGGAUGCAAGAGAAAUUCCUGAUGAAGACCGCAGCCAAGAGUCGUGGGAUUUAGGCGAUGGAAUUGAGAAGAGGAAAUGGAAACCCGGGAGGUAUCACCAAAGAAGAGGGAAACGUGAUGAGGAACUUUCUGAGGACGCAAAAGAGAUUCCUGAUGAGGAUAGGAGCCAAGAGUCCUGGGAUUUAGACAACGUAAGGGAGAAAAGGAAAUGGAGACCUCAUGGUAGGUACUACUUAAGAAAUCGCAAACGUGAUGAGGAUCUUUCUGAGGACGUAAAGGACGAGCAAGAUGAAGACCGCAGUCAAGAGUCCUGGGAUUUAGACAACGGAAUUGAGAAGAGGAAAUGGAAAAAUGGGAGGUUUCACCAAAGAAGAGGGAAACGUGAUGAGGAACUUUCCGAGGAUGACGCAAUGGAAAUUCCCGAUGAAGAACGCAGUCAGGAGUCCUGGGAUUUAGGCGAUGGAAUUGAGAAGAGGAAAUGGAAACCCGGGAGGUAUCACCAAAGAAGAGGGAAACGUGAUGAGGAACUUUCCGAGGAUGCGAGAGAAAUUCCCGAUGAGGAUAGAAGCCAAGAGUCGUGGGAUUUAGGCGAUGGAAUUGAGAAGAGGAAAUGGAAAAACGGGAGGUUUCACCAAAGAAGAGGGAAACGUGAUGAGGAACUUUCCGAGGAUGCGAGAGAAAUUCCCGAUGAAGAUCGCAGCCAAGAGUCCUGGGAUUUAGACAACGGAAUUGAGAAGAGGAAAUGGAAAAACGGGAGGUUUCACCAAAGAAGAGGGAAACGAGAUGAGGAACUUUCCGAGGAUGCGAGAGAAAUUCCCGAUGAAGAUCGCAGCCAAGAGUCCUGGGAUUUAGACAACGGAAUUGAGAAGAGGAAAUGGAAAAACGGGAGGUUUCACCAAAGAAGAGGGAAACGUGAUGAGGAACUUUCCGAGGAUGCGAUAGAAAUUCCCGAUGAAGAUCGCAGCCAAGAGUCCUGGGAUUUAGACAACGGAAUUGAGAAGAGGAAAUGGAAAAACGGGAGGUUUCACCAAAGAAGAGGGAAACGUGAUGAGGAACUUUCCGAGGAUGCGAGAGAAAUUCCCGAUGAAGAUCGCAGCCAAGAGUCCUGGGAUUUAGACAACGGAAUUGAGAAGAGGAAAUGGAAAAACGGGAGGUUUCACCAAAGAAGAGGGAAACGUGAUGAGGAACUUUCCGAGGAUGCGAGAGAAAUUCCCGAUGAAGAUCGCAGCCAAGAGUCCUGGGAUUUAGACAACGGAAUUGAGAAGAGGAAAUGGAAAAACGGGAGGUUUCACCAAAGAAGAGGGAAACGUGAUGAGGAACUUUCCGAGGAUGCGAUAGAAAUUCCCGAUGAAGAUCGCAGCCAAGAGUCCUGGGAUUUAGACAACGGAAUUGAGAAGAGGAAAUGGAAAAACGGGAGGUUUCACCAAAGAAGAGGGAAACGUGAUGAGGAACUUUCCGAGGAUGCGAGAGAAAUUCCCGAUGAAGAUCGCAGCCAAGAGUCCUGGGAUUUAGACAACGGAAUUGAGAAGAGGAAAUGGAAAAACGGGAGGUUUCACCAAAGAAGAGGGAAACGUGAUGAGGAACUUUCCGAGGAUGCGGGAGAAAUUCCCGAUGAAGAUCGCAGCCAAGAGUCCUGGGAUUUAGACAACGGAAUUGAGAAGAGGAAAUGGAAAAACGGGAGGUUUCACCAAAGAAGAGGGAAACGCGAUGAGGAACUUUCCGAGGAUGCAAGAGAAAUUCCAGAUGAGGAUAGAAGCCAAGAGUCCUGGGAUUUAGACAACGGAAUUGAGAAGAGGAAAUGGAAAAAUGGGAGGUUUCACCAAAGAAGAGGGAAACGUGAUGAGGAACUUUCCGAGGAUGCGAGAGAAAUUCCCGAUGAAGAUCGCAGCCAAGAGUCCUGGGAUUUUGACGAUGGAAUUGAGAAGAGGAAAUGGAAACCCGGGAGGUAUCACCAAAGAAGAGGGAAACGUGAUGAGGAACUUUCCGAGGAUGCGAGAGAAAUUCCCGAUGAGGAUAGAAGCCAAGAGUCCUGGGAUUUAGACAACGUAAGGGAGAAAAGGAAAUGGAGACCUGGCAGAUUCCACCAAAGACGGCAAAAACGUGAUGAGGAACUUUCUGAGGAUGCAAGAGAAAUUCCUGAUGAAGACCGCAGUCAAGAGUCGUGGGAUUUAGGCGAUGGAAUUGAGAAGAGGAAAUGGAAACCCGGGAGGUAUCACCAAAGAAGAGGGAAACGUGAUGAGGAACUUUCUGAGGACGCAAAAGAGAUUGCUGAUGAAGAUCGAAGCCAAAAGUCUUGGGAUAUUAAUAAAAGACAUGAAACAGAUGAGGAAGCAAGAGAAAAGCGUAUAUGGAAACCAUCGCAUCGAUACCACCAUAAAAGACGACUGCAGAAACGUGGUGGGGACUUAGUUGAAGAGGAGGAUGAACAGAGGAGUGAAUCAGAGAACAACGGAGAGGAGAAGAAGCCUGAGGAAGAGGAUUCAGCUCGUGAGAGAGAUCGGGUUGAAGCUCUGAGGUAUCUGACGGAGAAGACAAACCCUGGGAUUUACAGAGGCUACAACAAUCCAUCCUGGUCGGACAACUCAAGUUCAACCUCACACAACAUGGAGGACAUGGUGAAGGUGCUGAGCCAGAAGAUGAAGCAGGUGGCCGACCAAUCAGUUGAUAAAGACAGAAGUAGCACGCAUCAGGAACCACCAAUGCCCCAGGAGGAAAUGGGGAAUGACAAUUUGGCAGCGUUGACAGAACUGAAGAUGAUGGCUGCCAAGCUGCAUGGAAAUACACAGUGAGCCAGGCCUGGCAGUGACCAUCAGUGAAUCCUAUGGCUACCCUAUUUCUGUGCUUAAGGCGUUAUAUAGGAAUAAAUUAUCAAUAUUAGCCGUGCCAAAAAAGAUUUGAACAGUUUGCCCAUCAUUG